GUAGUAAUAUGCUAUUCCUUGGAUGUCUGGCUCUGGCACUGGCCGUCGAGAAGAGUAAUCUUCACCAGAGAAUCGCAUUACGAGUAUUAUUACAAAUCGGCACUCAAUUUGAAUGGCUUUUAUUGGGCUUUAUGUUGACGACAAUGAUGUUGUCGAUGUGGAUCGUGAGCACAGCCACCGUAGCCAUGAUGUUGCCCAUCGCCGACGAAAUACUCAGCCAUCUGUUCCCCGACGGCAACCAAAACGUGGACAACGAUCACAAGAAUCUGUUGAACAGUUGCGAUACGGAGUGCAGUAAAUCCAAGUUAUCGACGGCUAUUACUUUUGAUAAAGAGGUCGAUUCUGUGAACAAGAAUAAAUUGAGCAAAUUGUUGUACUUAAGUAUCGCAUACUCGGCCACAAUGGGCAGCGCCAGUACUCUCACCUCAAACGGACCAAAUCUGGUCAUGAAAUUCAUUAUUGAAGAGAUCUAUGACAAUCGUGAUCCGGUGGACUAUGCCAGUUGGUUUGUAUUCGCCGCACCCGUCUCUAUCAUUAUAACACUGGUUUGUUGGCUAAUAUAUAAAUUAUUAUUUUUA
This is a messenger RNA of Medioppia subpectinata, 578 nucleotides long. NCBI's taxonomy places the organism in Eukaryota, Metazoa, Arthropoda, Arachnida, Sarcoptiformes, Oppiidae. The record is from the annotation of a GenBank genome assembly.